AUGACUAGUGGAGGCGCAAGUCCAACCCGCCGGGGAGAGCCGAAUAAUACUGAUGAAUUUCUUAAGUUCCUCCUCGAGGGACCGAGUAUGGGUUUUGACGAGACUCUCCUUCGACCCGUGAAACGCGGCGGUGUGGAGAUUCCUCUUCCUCUUGGUGCGGUGUUCGUGACCCUCCAUCGGAAGCAUAGGGAAGAGAUGUCCUGCGAUCCAUUCUACAGCUUCCUGCAAGAUGGAAACUUUGAUUCAAACAUUGGUAGUGACAUGGAGGAUGCGGAUCUAGAUGCCACAAUUGAUAACCUAUUGUCCCCUAAAAUUACUCUCGAGGAGAGUUACAACACUCUGGAUAAGUACAAUGCGGGAGCACUAUACCGACUCCUCUAUCGUCUCAUGCGCCAAUUCUGCUUCAAACCGUUUCCCAUUACAGGCAGAUCCUGUGAGCUCAUCUCUAGCAUCGACCUGUUUGAUAUCAGGGAUCCAGUGCUACGGGGACACCUAAAGUUUUGGGAGAAAGAGCUGAUUGGCUCUGAGUUUGAGCAGCCGGAGUCCUUUCAAAUACCGGAACUUGAUGAGGGUUGUAGGAAAAGAGUGGUAAGGGAAACCAUCAAUGUAUGGCAAUGGCGACAUGAGCGCAUCAGAGCGAUGAAUGUGUUGAAUAACUGUCUAUUUUACGACCUGCUGUUGGUAGAGGACGUCAGAGUGCGUCAAUUACUGCGUUUUAUAGUGGCAAAUCUGGUGGAAUUGGUGCACAGUUAUAUUAAAGGAGCGUUCAAGGAGGAAUUCCUACCGAACGAUUCAAUGCUUCAUGUGGCCGCACUGACAUUGCAUCCGGUGGAGAUGAAGCGAACGAUAUGUCGCAUUGCCAGAACCUUCGGCCAAGUCCUUUUUCGAUUGGAGAUCGAAUGGGUGACAAACAAAGUCCGCCAAUAUCCCUAUCGCCCGGACCGUGUAACCUGGGCUUGGGAACGCGCAAUUUGUGACAUGCAGGCUCACGUAUUAAAGAACAUUCUCUGUGUUAACCAUCCGGAUUUUUGGAAUCCACGCAAGCACUUGCAGGAGAAGAUGAUUCAUGAUAAUAAGGAGUGUAACCAGGCUGCAUGUGCAUGCAAAUUCUUUGAAAAUCCUGCAUUGCCCUAA
Molecule: messenger RNA, 1134 nt
Organism: Hydatigera taeniaeformis
Lineage: Eukaryota; Metazoa; Platyhelminthes; Cestoda; Cyclophyllidea; Taeniidae
Source: the annotation of a GenBank genome assembly